AUGAUUUGCCAGAAAAGGUUCUCACGGAGCGAUCUUCUCAAGAAACACCAACGACUUCAUCAGAAGCUUAGCCAAGAGGAUGCAGUACGUGACGAGAAUGAAUUAUCAUCAGCGAAAAAGGUGGAUUACUCCUUCAUCAUAGAGAACCCCAGCCAACUUUCGUCCCAACCGCGAGAUAGAUACAGAGAACCGGGAACACACCCGCUACUUGUUGGCGACUCACGACUGCAGUAUCUUGAUGUUGACCGCGCCACGAACAAGACGCCCAAGGCUAGGUAUGCAGCGUCUUCGGUUCUUUCACCAUCAUACGUCGCGUUCUCCAGGCCACAAGAUACAAUGGCAACAACCAGUGAGCUAGCGGCGAACAUGGACUUCUCGUAUUUUGUUCAACCUUGGCAGGAUAGCCUGUGGGUUGACUCAAGCCAGUGGUUCACACCAGAUUUCUACGAUGCAGUAAGAGAGACAUCACAUAUAAGUGAUCCUUUCAUACUCCAAGACGAUUCGAUGUCACUGUCUGCUCACUGGAAUUGGCUGGGUCAAUAUCCAGCCAUGCCUGGCAGUAGUACACGAGUGGCCUCAAACGACGACCGAACAGCACCUUUAGUUCUAGCCGAAAUCUCGGAUGGGCCAGAGAGUAUAUCGAGAGUUAAUUCUCCUCCGAACGUGCCCUCUAGAGAGGACGGAGUAGCAUUUGCGUGGAACCCGUCGUCGAAAAGUCUUUGUCAGACACAUUCUAUUUCUAUCAACGCGUCACACCCUCUUAUGAUUUUACACAAUCCUCGAUUCGACAUACUAGAAUCAACAUGGAUUCGCGUUCGAGAGUUCCUAAAGCUUGAGACUCCCGGCUCGGAGAAUCUGAUUCCGCCGUCUCUGGCAGUUGCGAAUGUCUUUCUGGGGCUCUUUUUCGACCGUUUCUAUGAACAAAGUCCUGUACUUCACUUACCAACGCUCUUAGUUGAUCACUUGCCGUCAUCUUUACUCUCCGCCAUGAUCAUCAUCGGCGCCACAUACAGCCGUAUCCGGCACACAAGACGCUUUUCCAUACUCAUGCUCGAUAGAGCUCGUCAAAAUCUCCAAGCGCUGAUCGAAGCCGACAAAAGCUUGACCAGACAUCCCGAAACUAUCUAUGCAUCUUCACUACUAGUGUAUACUGGGUUAUGGUGCGGAAACAAAGGGGCAUUUGAGACUGCCGAAGCACUCAGAGGAAGUUUGGUGACAUACGUCAGACGUCUGUUUCAACCGAAAACGAAAGUUGCGGAUGUCGCAGGUAGUCGUGUUGAAGAUCAUUGGAGGGCAUGGGCAACAUCUGAGUUCAAGCGCCGUUUACGCUGGUACGUAUUCAUGAUCGACUCACAGUUCCCCGCCAUUUUGAACAUGCGGAGUAUGAUGUCUCUCGCAGAGGUCGCUAGGUGGGAGUGCCCGGGUGAUGACGCCGCAUGGUGUACAACGAGUGCUCCAAUCUGGGCAACUCUAGUUAAACCCUUGGGGAGUUUAUCGGCACCAGAGUUUGGCAUUGUUUUUAAGGCUCUUACGAACAAUAGAAGAGCUGAUUUCACCAACUUGGCACCAUCAGUCUCUGCUAUUACUGAUAGCAUCAGCCCGUGGACACAAUUCCUUGUUCUGAGUUGCUUGGCUAGCCAGGCACUGGACUGGUCGCACGAUUGGUCAGUACAGGUCGGCAGUGACCCUGCCAUGAUACAAGAUACGGGCAGUGAUUGUCAUCAAGAAAGUCUGCGGAUACGGGACAACAUCAUCGGUAAGUCACACUGUCUUCCACUUGUCUAUGCCAAAGCUGACGCGUUCAUUUCAGCAUCUUUGAAAUCAUGGGAAUGCUACUACGGCACCAAGUACAGUGGCAACCCGAUCCCGGAUGUGGCGCAAAGUCUAGUGCUGUACUUUCAGAACGCAUCUCAAAUACUCCGUGGCCUAGUAAACAUUCAACUACAAACGUGCGUUGCUGAUUUGCAAGAUGCUCUCGGAAAAGGCGGAGCAAAUGCUGUUGACGAAAGCCUGGGCCGACUUCGAGUCUACUUCACAAACGGAUACACCAACUGUGUUGGAGCACACCAAGAGUUGCCAUUUGAGUCUCUAGAUGCCUUCGCCAAAUCAGUCCUGGAAACUACAUCAAUCAUGAGCAACCCGACACUACAGUCUGCCACACCUUAUAGCAUCUUUGGAAUCUUCCUAAAUCAUGUCUUGCAAUGGGCAUUUCUAAAAAGCAGCCCCGAAACAUUGAAGUCGCACCUUCGUGAGCAUCUCCGAGAUAUGGCUUUCUCAUAUCACGGACGGGGCAUGUCGGAGCUCAGUGGAAUACUUGAUUUCGGGCUCUCCUCAGCAAACCCGACAGUCGUGAACAGGGACAGAAGCCACUUAGUUCUCAUGCAAGCUGCGCAGAAUUUGGCGCUGCUUGGUACUUGGGGCGCAUCGUUGAAUCUGGCCCUUCUGCUUCAGUUGAGAGCGAAAACUUAA
This is a messenger RNA of Colletotrichum lupini, 2469 nucleotides long. RefSeq lists its product as uncharacterized. Lineage: Eukaryota; Fungi; Ascomycota; Sordariomycetes; Glomerellales; Glomerellaceae. The transcript has a single exon. Gene Ontology annotation, cellular component: chromatin. Gene Ontology annotation, molecular function: zinc ion binding; DNA-binding transcription factor activity, RNA polymerase II-specific; RNA polymerase II cis-regulatory region sequence-specific DNA binding. The coding region runs from base 1 to 2469 and encodes 822 amino acids. The record is from RefSeq and is a predicted model, not a curated record. Gene Ontology annotation, biological process: DNA-templated transcription; regulation of transcription by RNA polymerase II.